AAAAUGUGAUUAGAUAUUGAAUUUACAAUAUUAUUUAAAUUCGACAGCUCUGAUAUUUUACUAUGACGUCAGUUUUUUAUCCACUCGAAGUUAAUAUUGAAGUUGGUUACGUUUGAAUGUUUUCCUCAUUCCGUCCAUCCACGCUGCUCUCAUGUGCUGUCAAAAAUCUCGCCAGUCAUAACCGGAUAAUGCCAAAACGCUCUCUGGGCGUGUCACCAGUAAAGAAAAAAUUCAAAUCUCAUCACAAUCAAAUUUCCCAGAAGAUGGUCAUCCCCCAGAGUGAUUCUCCCUCCGUUGAGGAUUCUAACCUAGCUGAUGACAGAAUCACUGCUUCAUCUAUGAGUGAUAUUAAAAUUGAAGAGGCAACUGCUAACAUCAAAGUGGAGUACUUGGACAUCCCGAUCAAGUCUGACAAUGACAAAAAAGAGUACAGGGUUAUUAAACUGCCAAAUGGACUCACUGCCCUUUUGAUAGCUGAUUUAUACACAGCAAAUGGUGCCUGUGGAAAUGACGAAAUCUCUGAGGCCGAUACAGAUGAAUCAUCGACAGAUGGUUCAGACGCCGAGUGCUCCUCCUCAUCAGACGCUUCAGAACUCAUGGAGAGUUACUCAGACGAUGAGUGCACAUCUCCAAAGGCCCCAAAGAAAGACGAGAAGAUGGCAGCCUGUGGUCUUUGCGUGGGUGUUGGUUCAUUCAGCGAUCCUCCAGAGAUCCAGGGUCUUGCCCAUUUCCUGGAGCACAUGGUUUUCAUGGGCUCGAAGAAAUAUCCCCUGGAGAACGAUUUCGAUGCCUUUAUAACAAAACGCGGUGGCUCAGACAACGCCUCCACCGAGUGCGAGCAGACGACAUUCUACUUCGAAAUCGAUGAGAAACACCUGCUGAGUGCUCUGGACCGUUUUGCCCAGUUCUUCAUCAAUCCCCUGAUGCUGAGGGAUGCUAUAACUCGGGAAAGAGAAGCAGUGGAGAGUGAAUUCCAGAUGGCAUUGCCUUCUGACUUCUAUCGAAAGGAGCAGCUCUUCUGCAGCUUCGCAGAGUCACACCAUCCAGCGAAAAAAUUCCCCUGGGGAAAUCUCGUGUCCCUUCGUGAUAUGGUAACAGAUGAUAAACUUUAUGAGGAGCUCCAUAACUUCAGGGAACGCCACUACAGCGCCCACAGGAUGACAAUGACAAUUCAGGCUAGAUUACCCUUGGAUACUCUCGAGGAUUAUGUGAAACAGUGUUUUGUCAAUGUUCCCUGCAAUAAUCUCCCUCCAGACGAUUUCUCCAGGUUCAAUGGGUCAAAGUCCUUCGAUACCGAUCACUUCAGACGAAUUUAUAAGAUAAAACCAAUCAAAGACAUCUGUCAGGUGGAGCUCACGUGGGCAAUGGGAUCGCUGCACCAUCUGUACAGAUCAAAACCCCACCAGUACGUCUCCUGGCUGAUAGGACACGAGGGCAAGGGCUCCCUCAUCAGUUAUCUGAGAAAGAAAAUGUGGUGUCUUGAUGUAUUUUCUGGGAAUGGAGAGAGUGGCUUUGAGCACAGCUCCAUGUACGCACUCUUCAGUUUGUCCUUAGUUUUGACAGACGAGGGUCACUCACACCUGAAGAAAGUCCUCGAUGCCAUUUUUUCGUAUAUCAACAUGAUUCGCAAACUGGGACCUCAGAAGAGGAUUUUCGACGAGAUCAAAAUGAUCGAGGACACCAACUUCAGGUUUGCUGACGAGGUGCCGCCUGCUGAGUACGUGGAGGACCUCUGCGAGAACAUGCACUUUUACUCACCUGAGGACUAUAUCACAGGAAGUGAUCUCUACUUUGAGUAUAAUCCAGAGGGGAUAGCUGCUUGCAUGGAAGCACUAACACCUGAUAAUGUGAAUAUCAUUCUCUUUGACAAGAAAUUCGAUGACGAGAAGUUUGAGAAGGUGGAGCCCUGGUUCCAGACGAAAUACACCGACUCAAAGAUCCCAGAGGAUUGGAUCAAAUCCUGGAAAACACUGGAGCCAUUCGAGGAGUUCCAUUUGCCAGAACCAAAUAUCUUUAUUACUGAUGACUUCAGUCUCAUUCCCAUUGAGUCAGAGAUCCUUUAUCCCAGCAAGAUUCAUCAGGAUGCCCUCUCAGAAAUCUGGUACAAGCCGGACUCAAAGUUCAGGCUGCCAGAGUGCUAUAUGCACUUUUAUUUCAUUUCUCCAGAGGUCGUAGCAUCUCCGGAGGGCGCUGGGAUGACUGACCUCAUGGUGACGGUUCUCAAACAACUUCUGGUGGAGGAACUGUAUCCAGCAACCGCUGCAGAGCUCAAUUAUCAGAUUGAGCAUGGUGAAAAUGGACUCCUAAUAAAAGUCUGUGGAUUCAAUCAAAGGCUUCUUCUUCUGCUAGAGACAAUCUCUAGGCACAUCGCCAACUGUUCCGAGCUCAUUACCGAGAGCUUAUUUCAGAUCAUGAAGGAGGAACAGCUGAAGGACUAUUACAAUACCUUUCUCAAACCCUCAAAAUUGAAUAAAGACGUCAGGCUUUCCAUUCUGAUCGUUAAUCACUGGACAGCUGUUGAUAAACAUGCAGCCGUGUCAGGAGUGACUUACGAUCAGUUUAAGAAUUUCGUCAAGUACUUUUGCAAUCACGUCUACGUCCAAUGCCUCGUCCAGGGGAAUAUGAGGGAGGAGGAGGUCAUCAAGAAUGCACUCAAAUGCUUUAAAAUUCUUGGAUGCAAACCACUGCUGCCCAAUACUUUCCCCAGGCAUCGUGUCAAUAUCCUCCCCAAGGGUGAAGUGCGAUGCUGCAGAGUCAGAAAUUUUAAUGGAACGGAUGCUAAUUCUGUGGUCACUAAUUAUUAUCAAUCGGAUUUGUUCUCGACGAGACUCUCGGUUAUCAUUGAGCUCCUUAUGAUACUCAUGGAGGAGCCGAUAUUCAAUCAGCUCAGAACUCAGGAGCAAUUGGGGUACAAUGUCUUUGCCAUGUUGAGGAAUACCAGUGGAGUCUUUGGAUACUCUGUGACGGUUCACACCCAGGCUGAUAAAUUCUCUGUGGAAUUUAUUGAUGAGAGAAUUGAGGGGUUCUUGAAGAGCUUUAAUGAGAUACUCAAAAAGUCCACGGAGAAAGAACUCGAGGGGAUCAAGCAGGCUUUGAUCAAGGUCAAGCAGUGCGCGGAUAUUCAUUUGAAGGAGGAGGUCACCAGGAAUUGGGGAGAAAUUACAGCGAAUCAUUACGUUUUUGAUAGGUUGGCUAAGGAAGUGGAGAUGGUUUCGGAGAUCGGUCUGGAUGAGCUUAGGGAUUGGCUGGAGAAUCAUAUAAUUGGGGGAAAGAACCUGAAGAAGUUAAGUGUUCAGGUUGUGGGGAAUGAUAAGAGCAAGAGCUCUGGAGAAGAGAAUUGUGUCCCUGAUAACGAGGAAAUUCAAAAGAAUUCCAAGAGGAAGAACUUGGUAAAGUAUGGGGGGGAGUUUGAGUACAGUUUGAAAUUAAUGAAAAACUUGCCAACAGAAAAAUUGGGAAAGCCUGAUGAUUAUUACAUCACUGACAUCGAAGAAUUUAAACAUGGAUUGUUCGUUUACCCUGUAACAGUAGAAGUGGAUUGAUGAGUUUGGUAGAGCACGAAAUAAAAUUUAUUUAAUACACCCAAUUAUUCUUGUUGUCAUUUGAUACCUGAAAAAUUACUGGACUACUCUAUAUCGAGAAUGGGAAAUAAAACAAUGAGUUUACACAUACAAUUCUUCUUCCAUUUAUUUCUUCCCAAAAAUUCACUCGAGUUUAUGCAGAGUCUAAUGAAUACUUUCGGUUAUCUGCGGAUAUUGUGGUAAUUUUCUCUCAUUUCUAGUAACUUCAAACUUAAUUUUUAUCUCUUCACUCGAAUUAACGCCUAUGUGCACACAUACCUUCUAUGGGAUAAAUAAAUGUUAAUGAUGUGAAAUUUUAUAUGUCUGUGUCUGAAGGCGAUUGCCAGAGAACUCUCCGAUUUGCUCAGUCGUGUUUUUCAAGACACGAAUAUACGUUAUUUUUCAUUAAUUUUAAUUGAAAAAAUGGUGGAUAUUUAAUAGCUGACGUGUAUCGACAUUUUUCACAAACCAUCAUGUUUUUCGUAGAAUUUUCUUUUUUUUUAUAAGAGUAGACUCUGGACCGCAGAAUUACAGCACUUAUUUCAUUGCAAAUAAAGUAAUAAUUGAAACAAUGUUAAUUUAAUGAAAAAUUAAUUAAACACAAAUGAUUAAUUGAUAAUAGCUUACAAUAACAUUUUGCUUGGCUUUUUGCGUUAAUAUAUGGUCAUUUCAUAUUGUUUAUUCCGCUAACAAAGGGAAGAACAUAAACAAUUGCAGAAAUUCGUUUUUAAAUUGCUUGUUUUGUUUUAUCUUUGCAUUUUCAUAUCUACUAUUUCAUUAAGAACAUUAUAAUAAUGGGACCCACGUGCGCUUCAUUCUACAUUGGAUAGUGUUUUCUCAUUUUAAAUUCCCUCAAAUUCAGUUUUCAGAAUCGGCACAAUUUUCUACAGAAUAUUUUAUGAAUUUAUCAUUUUCUCUAAUCGUUUUUUAGGUUUCGAUUAUUCAUUUUUUGAAUGAUUAUUUAUUUAUCCCUUGCUUCUUUUCAUAGCAAUGAAGUCAUUGAGAAUUACUGAAUGAUAAAUUAUUUUUAAAUCAAAUCAUAAUGAGAUUACACAUUAUCAAA
Molecule: messenger RNA, 4623 nt
Organism: Fopius arisanus
Lineage: Eukaryota; Metazoa; Arthropoda; Insecta; Hymenoptera; Braconidae
Product: nardilysin
Exons: 2
Coding region: 117-3542 (1141 amino acids)
Biological process (GO): proteolysis
Molecular function (GO): metalloendopeptidase activity; metal ion binding
Source: RefSeq, a predicted model, not a curated record